Molecule: messenger RNA, 1158 nt
Organism: Ambispora leptoticha
Lineage: Eukaryota; Fungi; Glomeromycota; Glomeromycetes; Archaeosporales; Ambisporaceae
Source: the annotation of a GenBank genome assembly
AUGAGUGGAAUCAAAGGCGAACAAAAUAUUUAUGAUGAUGUCGGACUAUUGAAUACCGAUGAGAGAAUCAUUUUAAACGUUGGCGGUGUAAAGUAUGAAACGUAUCGAUCGACUUUAACCGCUUAUCCGGAUACUCUCCUUGGUACAAUGUUUCAACAGCGUAAUCAACAAUUACUUCACCCAGCAAAUGGUAAUGAGUAUUUUUUUGAUCGUAAUGGAAAAAUCUUUCACUAUAUCAUGGAAUUUUAUCGUACUGGUCAAAUCUUGUGGCGUCCGCCGCCCGAAACAAAUCCACUUCCAUCGAUUAAUCCAAAUAACCCUUCAAAUCACCACAACAACUACAAUAGUAAUAAUGCAAUCACCACCUCCUCCCUUGCCACAACUGUCAAUAAUGGUGAGAAAUUAAAAACCACUUUGAUGAAUUCCGUGACCAUGACCCAAUCACAUUCUUCCUCUUCAUCUACGCCAGCUAAUACUUUGUCGUCCUCGUCAUUUGAAGCGGUUUCGCUUACUGAAUUAGAACUAGAAUUGACUUACUUUCAAAUACCAGUCCCUGAGAAUAGAAUUGAGCUUGCGCACAAAGCCGGUGGAGAAUUGUUAGACGAAUUCGCAUUCGCAAUUGAAGACUUGAUUUAUGCUGCCAUCGCAAAAUUGAUAGAUAGAAUAGCCAUCACAUUUUAUCGCGACGGUUCACCAAUGGAGUGUCCAUUUGCAAUUGCAGGGGACGAAAAGAUUCGACAGUUUAGCGUGAAUGGAUACUGCAUUAUUAACUAUUUUUGUGAAGAUUUGAAAAAAUAUUUGGAAAGUGUGUUUCCACGAAUGUUAUUGAAGUUGGACUGGGGUGUCAAUUACAAAAGUUUGACGAUGAGUAUGAGUUAUUUGUUUGCGAGAAAAGAGAUUCAAAAGCACAGUAAAAUUGGGAGAUUGAUCGCAGAUGCUAACAAUAAUAACAACCAUCAUGAUUCUUCGAAUGGGGGAGCUGCUGCUUUCGCUACACCUACAUCAAUGUCAAUUGGAAUUGCAGCUCAAUCUUUAGAUUCAAAUGAUCCAAGUGGCAGUGGAAGAAGUAGUAGCGCAAAUGAAUCUCCCAUUGAAGAAGAAUCAUAUUUGGCCCCUGGUGCUCGAAUUAUGCAUUUAAUGGCAAUUUUAUCAGCAUAA